This is a messenger RNA of Carassius carassius (crucian carp), 1864 nucleotides long. It is a transcript of the gene ngs, whose product is annotated as notochord granular surface. Gene Ontology annotation, cellular component: cell-cell junction; intermediate filament; Z disc. The transcript is spliced from 11 exons. The record is from RefSeq and is a predicted model, not a curated record. Bases 91 to 1626 code for a protein of 511 amino acids. Gene Ontology annotation, biological process: skeletal muscle organ development. NCBI's taxonomy places the organism in Eukaryota, Metazoa, Chordata, Actinopteri, Cypriniformes, Cyprinidae.
ACAUUCCUCCUCCGGACAGGACAGCAGGUAUAAAGCCCCGUCAUCAGGAAUGGGACACAACGCUUCUGUAGAGGAACCACCAGCUUUACCAUGAGUCACAGCCCAGACAGGAUGUCUUCCUACCGCCGUCACUUCGAGGGUGGCCUGAGCUCCGCUUCCACGCUUCAGGUGCGGGUCUCCAGCCCUUCACCCACCCGAGGAGCAGUGCGCCACCGCUCUGCCAGCUGCUCCCGCAGGGCGCUCUCCGGGACCCGCAAAUCACGCAUGACCAGUGUGAGUAUGGGAGCGUUGUGUCUGGGCAUGGGUUUGGGGCUAGCUGGAGGCGCAGUGGACCUGGACGCUGCAGCCGCUGAGAACCAGGCUUUCCUCAGCACACGCACCAGUGAGAAAAAGGAGAUGGUCGUCCUCAAUGACCGCCUGGCUGUAUACAUCGAGAAAGUGCGCUCUCUGGAGCAGAGCAACAAGCUGCUGGAGGCAGAAAUCGAUGGCAUUAAGAGCCACCAUGUGAAGCCAUCCGGUCUGCGACUGCUCUAUGAGGACCAGCUGAGGGAGCUGAGGAGGAUUGCUGACCAGAUGAAAGUCCAGCGGGAUCUGGCAGUAGCAGCAAAGGAUGCCAUGGCAGGUCAGCUGGAAAUGGUGAAGGUGAAAUACGAGGAGGCUGUGGAGGCCAGGAAAAAGGCAGAGUUUGAAAUUGAAGCCUUCAGACCGGAUGUAGAUGCAGCCACAUCCGCCCGAAUUGCCUUGGAAAAACGGCUGGAAAACCUGGAAGUGGAGCUUGAGUUCCUGCAGAGGAUUCACAAAAAGGAAAUCGAGGAGCUGAUGGCUCAGAUUUAUGGAUCAGUGGCUAAAGUAGAUGUGGCCUUCUCUUUGCCCGAUCUGGCAUCUGCCCUCAAACAGAUCCAGGCUCAAUAUGACAGUAUUGCCGCUCAAAACCUGCAGGAGAUGGAUGCUUGGUAUAAAGCAAAGUUUCAAGAUCUAAACAAAGCAACAUCACGGCACGUGGAAACAGCGAGGAGCGUCAGAGAGGAAAUCACAGCUUACAAGAGAGAGAUUCAGAAUAAACAGAGAGAACUGGACGCUCUUAAGAACAGGAAUGAAGCACUGCUGCUCCAGAUAAAGGAAGCACAGGAGAGACACAAGAAAGAGGAGGAGGAGCUACAGAUCCGUAUUGACACUCUAAAGGAGGAACUGAAGUCUAUUAAGGGGAAGAUUGCACUUCUACUGAGAGAAUACCAGGAUCUGCUCAACGUUAAGAUGUCGCUGGAGAUUGAAAUCACCACAUACAGGAAGCUGAUAGAGGGAGAAGACAGUCGCUUGUCCAGUAUGGUGAGCGGUCUGUCUCUCAUGAGCGUGAGCGCAGCAAUGGUCAGCGAUGUUUUUGGGGCAGCAGCAGCCCACAGUGGAGCAGUGAGCUCAGCUGCCUCUGAGAAGAUGCUCUCGAGCAGCACAACAGUUGACCACAACCAUCACGAGUCCCUGGAGGAGUUCACUCACGAGCAGGCUGUGGAGAUGACGGAGAGAAAGACCAUCCUCAUUAGAACAGUUAAGACAGACGAGGACACCUUUCAAAGCGACACACAAGAACGUACCAUCACUAUCUCUGGUGCUGCAGACGAGAACGAUUGAAUUAUGAGUCAUGAGAUCUCACUCCAAACCUCCAUAUAAAAGUUUAUUCAUUUAGAGUUGUUGUUGCUCAGAUCUCACACUCCAUUAUCAAAACCUGUGACAAACCAACGUCACAAAAAGUCUCUUUACAUUUGCUACCUGCUUUGUGCUUUGCCUAAACUGCUGUAACUGGGUGUAUUAAAAGUUUAACCAUGUGUCAACUGAUUCUUCGCAACAAAUAAAGUUUGAUUGCAUAGCA